UUCCUUUUGUGGGUUUUUUGUAAAGAUAUGCUAAUAUUUAUCAUAGAAUGUGUCAAAAAUAUAUAAAAUCCAUGACCUAUACACCAUUGGUGAACUGCCUUUAAAAUGAUUAGUGAUUGUAUAAGUUCCUUAAUCAUAAGAAAAAAUCAAAACUUGCUUGAUUAAUUGCACAGUUAUUAUUUAGAUUUCUACAUGGGUGAUAUCAUUAUAUUCAUUGGAAAACUUUGUGACAACAUAGAUAUCAUAUUUGCAAAUAUAGCCAUUGAUUUAUUAACCUGUCAAUAAGAUAAAAUACUUGUGUGAGCAAUGUUGUAAAGUAGGUAUUAAAUAAAUCUGUAGUAUUGAUUAUAUAUUAAAGUAAUCUGCAGAGGGCAAUUGUACUCACUGAACUGCUUGCGUCCCAACCACUGCUCUGGUGGUCCCCACUCUUACCCAGUGUACAUCUUGAAGUAAUUUAACACGUGAGGUUUACUUUUUUGAAACAAGAAAUACCAUUGGGAAAUUCAAACGAGAAGUUUUACGUUUGGGCAUUAAACGAUGUCAGGCGAUAAAGAGAAAGUGAUAAUCGAUACAGAUUGUGGAGUGGACGAUGCGCAAGCAAUAGUGAUAGCUUUGAGUAAACAAUUUUCUGAUACGAUCGACGUGAUAGGAAUAACAUGCUGCUCAGGAAAUGUGUUUGUUGAUCAAGUCACCAUAAAUGUUUUGAAAGUUCUUACUGUCCUUGGAAGACUUGACAUUCCUGUGUACAAGGGAACUGAGAAACCAUUGAUACCUGUGGAUUUUGAUGCCACUCAUAUUCAUGGAGAAGAUGGACUUGGUAAUGCUAAAGACAUUCCUGAACCAGACCCAAGCAUGGUGCAGAGUGAAUCUGCAGUCAACUUCUUAACAAGAAUUAGCCAAGAAAAACCUGGAAAUAUCACUUUACUUGCUAUUGGACCAUUGACCAACAUUGCAUUAGCAUGUAGGCUACAACCCAACUUUGGUAAAUGUUUUAAAAAGUUGGUAAUAAUGGGGGGCAACUAUCAAGGUAUUGGAAAUACUGCAUUAUGUGCAGAGUUCAACUUUCAUUUUGACCCUGAGGCAGCACUUGUUGUGUUAAGUGAGUUUACAUCUCCAAUAAUAAUGAUCACCUUGGAGUUUUGUAGAAAAUAUUUCAUGAGUCAAAAGUUUUUGGAAAAUUGUUUAAACCAAGGUACUGCUUGUAGUCAUUUUCUGCAGAAAAUAACAGCAAGGUCACGACAGCUUCAUACUGAUGGAAAAUAUGGAUUACCCAUUGAUAAGAUAACAAUAUAUGAUGAGUUAGCAGCUGCUGUUGUAGUUAGUCCUAGCAUCGUCAUUUCAUCAGAACAUGUGUUUGCAACAGUUGAGUUAGAAGGAAAAUACACUCGUGGACAAAUGGUUAUAGAUUGGAGGGAUGUGUUGAAGAAAAGAAAAAAUGUCUCCAUUAUUAAAGAGAUAAAUGUUGAAUUUUACAAGUUCAUUUUUCACAAAACCUUGCAGUAAAGUAUUCCUUUUGUGGGUUUUUUUUUGUCAAAGUAGCCUUUAUUGUAAAGAUAUGCUAAUAUUUAUCAUAGAAUGUGUCAAAAAUAUAUAAAAUCCAUGACCUAUACACCAUUGGUGAACUGCCUUUAAAAUGAUUAGUGAUUGUGUAAGUUCCUUAAUCAUAAGAAAAAAUCAAAACUUGCUUGAUUAAUUGCACAGUUAUUAUUUAGAUUUCUACAUGGGUGAUAUCAUUACAUUCAUUGGAAAACUUUGUGACAAUUAACAUAGAUAUCAUAUUUGCAAAUAUAGCCAUUGAUUUAUUAACCUGUCAAUAAGAUAAAAUACUUGUGUGAGCAUUGUUGUAAAGUAGGUAUUAAAUAAAUCUGUAGUAUUGGUUAUA
Messenger RNA from Xenia sp. Carnegie-2017, 1882 nucleotides. RefSeq lists its product as uncharacterized. The transcript is spliced from 3 exons. Bases 538 to 1503 code for a protein of 321 amino acids. The record is from RefSeq and is a predicted model, not a curated record. Gene Ontology annotation, molecular function: hydrolase activity, hydrolyzing N-glycosyl compounds. NCBI's taxonomy places the organism in Eukaryota, Metazoa, Cnidaria, Anthozoa, Malacalcyonacea, Xeniidae.